GUUCAUAAGACCUCAAAGAUGCGAAUUAUCCUAUCCAAAAAGCAUCGUGAUGGUUUGGCCUCCUCAAGGAGCAGCGUACAGCUGUUUUAUUUUAAAUAGAGGUAAAGCCCAUGAUGGUCUCUCCAUUUUGUUUUCACUCUUCAGUUCCAAGCCCCUCCUCACACUCAGACAUUCCUGGACCAUUAAACGACCACCGACGCAAUGGACUUCUCUGAGCAUCUUCACGAACUUUGCCCUAUUCAGUUCCCUGUCAAUGCCAAUGGCAUGACCUUCUUCGACGAUGAGGCUGAUCAAGCCCUAUGGAACGGCCUUGACCAGGAGCAAGCCCCCGACCCGCUCGUCUGUCUUUGCCCAGAGUACUCCGGCCAUGGUAAUGGCGCCCUCGACAACGCUGGCGGUUUGGUCCUCGCUGGUCCUUCCGCUGAAAAUAACAUGGAUGCUGCUGGACCUUUGCUCGCCCAAGCUCCCAGGGUCAUUCCCGACAGGCUCAACUACCCAGAACGUAACAAAGCCUUGAGUUUAGCCUCUGCCGAGCCAGCCGCAUCCCUCACUCCCAAUCCCAAGCUCUUCACUUGCAAUCACUGUGGUUCCAUCUCCGCCAAGACGCCGCGAGACUUCAAUCGCCACUUGGCUACCAAGAAGCAUCUCAAGAACGCCAUCAGGAACGGUUCAAGAGAGAUUGAGUUGGAGUCGUCACCGAGCCGUGGCACUGGCUUCCGCUGCCCAGUCGUAUCCUGCGACAAGACAUUCCCGCGCAAGGAUAACCUGUGGAGGCACAUUACUAAGAUGCAUGGCAUCUCGGGUGAAGAUGAGUGA
This is a messenger RNA of Neurospora crassa OR74A, 816 nucleotides long. RefSeq lists its product as hypothetical. Bases 202 to 816 code for a protein of 204 amino acids. The record is from RefSeq and is a predicted model, not a curated record. Lineage: Eukaryota; Fungi; Ascomycota; Sordariomycetes; Sordariales; Sordariaceae. The transcript has 2 exons.